This is a messenger RNA of Ricinus communis (castor bean), 1219 nucleotides long. Its product is annotated as zinc transporter 1. The coding region runs from base 122 to 1129 and encodes 335 amino acids. The record is from RefSeq and is a predicted model, not a curated record. Gene Ontology annotation, cellular component: membrane. NCBI's taxonomy places the organism in Eukaryota, Viridiplantae, Streptophyta, Magnoliopsida, Malpighiales, Euphorbiaceae. Gene Ontology annotation, molecular function: zinc ion transmembrane transporter activity. The transcript has 2 exons. Gene Ontology annotation, biological process: zinc ion transmembrane transport.
CAGUUUGUAUUUAGUUGCUUUUCUUAUCACUCUCAAUACAAGCAGACGUCAACACAUAAUUAUAUAACUAUAUAGUUGUAACUGAUCUAAACCUUUCUGACCCAAGGAAAAGAAAACUGUCAUGGCUUCUCUAUCUUCUUUUGAUCACAUACUCAAGUCAACCCUUUCCAUUUCUCUACUACUCCUCCAAUUUUCUUUAAUCAAAGGCCAUGGAGGAAGUAAUGAUGAAGAUAGCAGCAGGGAUGAGGAUGCAGAUUUGCAUGCAAAAGGGUUAAUUUUGGUGAAAAUUUGGUGUUUGAUUAUUCUUCUUGUGAGCACUUUUGCUGGUGGUGUCUCUCCAUACUUCUAUAGAUGGAAUGAGAGUUUCCUUCUUUUGGGUACUCAAUUUGCUGGGGGAGUUUUUCUUGGGACAUCUCUAAUGCAUUUCUUGAGUGAUUCUGCUGACACUUUUAGCAGUCUUACAUCCAAGGAAUACCCUUUCUCCUUCAUGCUAGCCUCUUUUGGAUAUCUCUUGACUAUGUUUGGUGAUUGUAUAGUGAUUCGGCUUACUAAAGGUAGCCAAAGAGAAUCCAGGGUUCCAAUUGAAGAAGGAAGGGUGGCUCCAGAGGGCGAUAAACAAGUUGAAGCUGAUGUCAACCCAGUGCUCUUGAGGACUUCAUCUCUUGGUGACACUAUUCUGCUCAUUCUUGCUCUGUGUUUUCAUUCUGUGUUCGAGGGUAUUGCUGUUGGAGUUGCAGCAACAAAGGCAGAAGCAUGGAGGAAUCUAUGGACAAUAUCCUUGCACAAAAUAUUUGCAGCCAUUGCAAUGGGGAUUGCACUUCUGAGAAUGAUUCCAAAGAGACCAUUUUUAUUAACAGUAACAUACUCUUUUGCCUUUGCAAUAUCUAGCCCAAUUGGAGUGGGAAUAGGGAUUGCCAUUGAUGCAACGACUCAAGGCCAAGAUGCUGACUGGGUGUAUGCUAUUUCAAUGGGAAUUGCAUGUGGGGUUUUUAUCUAUGUUGCAAUCAACCAUCUUAUAGCUAAAGGAUUCAAACCACAAACUCACUCAUACUUUGAUACUCCAUUCUUCAAGUUUCUUGCUGUGCUUCUUGGGGUGGGAAUUAUAGCAGUUGUUAUGAUUUGGGAUUAAUUAAUUAUAUAUUCUAUUUCUCUUGUUGAAAACAUGUAAUGUUAGUUCAUUGCAGUUCUUAACUUCUUAUGAAAUUAUUUCUAUUCUCCA